UUUUAUAUGUCAAUCAAAAUAAUCUCAUUUGAUAUUCAACGUUAAACAAUACAGAAAUAAUGCCAAAAGAAAAGAAGACAAAAGACAAUCAAAAAGUUGAGUCUCCACAAGGAAUUCCCGAUGAAAUAAUAACGCUUCCCAAACUAAUAUCAAAUAUAACAAUUACAAUUAACAGUUGCGAACACCUCAAACCAAUAUAUUCAGCAACUGAUGUAAUAAUUAAGGUACAACAUUUGAAAUCUGAUCCAUGGGAAUCCCCAAGGAUACCAGUAACCGAUGACGAUUACUUAGAAAUAGAUAAAGUUCUUACUUUGUCAACCGAUUUAAAUUCUAAGAUUGAUAUGGACAAUUUAAUUUCAUAUCCAGUGAAUUUUACGCUAAUAGAAUAUCCUGGUAUAAUGGAUCCGUUAAUUUACGCACAAUUAAAUGCGCAAAAUGUACCUCAAGUAGUCGAAGAACCGAUUAUAACCUGUGUAGAGAGUGCAGCAAAUCUUUCAGAUAUGUUACAAGAUCAAAAAAUUGAUCGUACUACCCUGUUACGUGACGUGAAAAAAAAAGGAAAAAAAGACGACAAAAAGGGAAAAGACAAAAAAAAGGGCAAAGAUAAAAGAGAUAGUAAAACAUCGAAAAAAAGCAGUAAAAGUGGUAGUAGUAAAGAUACAGUUAGUUUGAAGCCUCCUUCAGGUCCACAAGAAGUCGGUUACGGUUGUCUUGAUCUUUUACCUUUAUUCCUCGGAAAGAACGAAUUUUCCGAAAAGAUAGUUUUACGUCAACCGGACUCUAUGAACGACGAUAGUAUGAUUCCAAAAGAUUGUUUACCCACCCUUACGGUAACUGUUAGUGUUGAUUCGCCUUGGUAUACCGAGGAGAAAAAAACAAAUGUUUUAAAUUUAACUUUAGAAGCAGCUUAUAACUUACCAAGCAUAAUAAUGACAAAUAUGGAGUACAAAAUAUGUACACAUAUUAUGCGAGAGGAGAAAUUGGAACCAUUUGUUUCAAUUGGAGGCAAGAUAUCAAAUAUAUUGGACAGAGAGAGAAUAAAAUAUUGGCCUCCGAUAACUUCCGAAGAUAUUUAUCUGGAACCAACAAAAUACAGGAUCGAUAGAGAAUGUAAAUCAAUCAGAAACAACAUGGAUAUUAAUUUGGAUGAAUAUUUAAACAAAGAUGUUCCUAGAAUAGAAUGGAAUAUUCUAAAAAGAUUCUUCUUAAAGACAGACGGUACAAAUCUUUUUAAUGAAUACGUCAAAAGAUUCAGAAAAAUUGGCGUAGAAUUCUUGAUAACACCGAAGGUAGAUCAGAGUGUGGCUGAAAAAUCAGGUAAGAAGGGGGCAAAAGAAAAGGGUAAAGAAAAAGGAAAAAGUGCACAAACUGUAGAACCUCAGGACAGUUUUUCAGAGUACUUUCACUUCAUGACCUUUAUAGAUGUAUCAAGUUUACUUUAUCCAGGAGUUAACAAAGUCCGAGUGGUGUGUCCGUUACGUUCGUAUCAAAGUGUUGAAUUUGAGUCUGCGACAAAAGUAAACGACUCAUUUUUUAUUCCCAAGCCCCCAGAAGUAUUACCGACACCGGUGGUGUACAAAGGAGGCAAGGGUAAAGGUAGCGCUAGUUCAAAAGGUAGUUCAAAAAAGGGAGGUUCCAAAAAGGGGGGGGCUGGUGAUGGACCUCCAGAAAAAACCAAUUUAAACAAACUUUUACCACCUCCUCCACUACCUCCACCUGAACCUAGUUUUCCUAUUUUUGAUGAUAUGGGUCGACAAACUUUUAUUAUUGUCGAAAUAGAACUGUUGAAACCAAUAUUUCUUCCGAGGAAUGUGGAAGAUCUUUCAAAUAAAUUGCAAGAGAUCGUGCCUCAACGUCCGUCUCAGCCUAAAUCUGUAAUAGAUUCUGUAGUUUCAGAGCAAGUUUAUAAAGAAACUAUUAAGGAAUUGAUAGAAAACUUGAGUUGCAAUUAUCAAAACUACGUAAUCGAAAAACAAAAUUGUGAAUGUACUUUUGAGGACAGCGAACAGAAUUCCUUCUUGAACUAUCUUAGUAAAGUGGGAUUGUAUCAAGUCUAUUUUAAAUCAAUUACCAAGUCUACUUCUCUGAUUAUAAAGAACAAAUUUCCUUUCAGAGGAGAAGCCAAUUUUGGAAACAAAUUCUUUUUGAAUCAUAUAUCGACUGUUUAUUCGCAUUUGGUUACUGAAAUGAAUGAAGUAAUAAAUAAUGAGAUAACAUAUGAUGUCAACAAAGAAUACAAACCAGCAAAAAAAGAUUUAAAUCAAUUGUUGUAUUAUGCGAAAGAAGCUACUGAACAUAAUGCUUUUGUACUUGCCAGAAAUUAUUAUUUAAAGAGGAUAUGUUCAAAUGAAAGAAAUCCCAAAUGUUGGUAUGAUUUUGCAGUGUUCAAUUUGCAAAUGGAUGAUGAAAGACAAGCAUUUGAAUGCGUCCAAGAGGCAUUAGGUAUUAAUCCUGAUCAUUCUUAUAGUUUGAUGUUUUAUGGAUUUCUAUUAAGUAAACGAGGUCUUCCUGAGCAAGCAGAAACAUGUUUUUUAUCUGCGAUUGCCGGAAACCUAAGAUGGUUAGAAGGAUGGGGUGCUGUUCAUAUAUUUUAUGUUUCUAUAAGUAAUCAAGAGGGGGCCGAUUUUUGUCUUGAAAUGGCUAAAAAGUAUAUAGAAAACGACACAACAGAUUUUGCUGCUGAUUGCGAGCAAGAUUUGUCAUGGACAAUGUCUAUUUGUCCUAACACGAUAUUUUUUAGAACCGCUUGCUUUUUUAUAAAAAUGAGGGCAUACGAAUUUGCAGAGAUAGCUCUUUCGUACGAAAUAAAUAAAAAUUCAGGACUCUGUCACUAUUAUCUGGCAGUAAUAACAUAUCUUCAGAAAAACUAUGAUCACUCUUUAAGUCAUUUGGAAGAGACUAGGAACUCUUAUGGUUCGGAUUAUGCAGUGUUAGGUUUAGAAGGUCACUGCUAUUUUCAACAGAAAAAAUUUGAAAAAGCAAACGAAAAUUACGAACGAGUCUUACAGUUAUUUAACCGUCCAGAAGAUGUUCACUUAAUUUACAUUAAUUCGUCAAUGGCUUAUAAAGCACUUGGUAAUGACACCUCUGCUCUAAAAAUGAUUCUUUUGCCAUGCAAAUUGAGUCCUUCAGCUUACACUUGGCUUAUGGCUGGACUUCAUUAUUUUCAUAAAUACGAUUUCCUUAGCGCUGAAGAGUGUUUUACUCAAGCUAACAUUUACGAUAAUAAUUUAGCUGAAAUUUGGGCAUAUUUAACACUGGUUAAUUUACAUCUUGGCAGAAUUAUAGAAGCAGAUUUGUGCUAUGCACAAACUAUUAAGAACGAUUUAAUCGACGAAGUUUUGCUGGAAAAUGUAAAGAAGGCGAUGAAAACUGUACAAUGAAGAUUACUUCCUCUGUUAACUAAAUUGCUAAUGAUAAAAUAAACCGUUUUACAUCCUUUUAUUUAUCUGAUAGACA
This is a messenger RNA of Agrilus planipennis (emerald ash borer), 3459 nucleotides long. RefSeq lists its product as uncharacterized. The coding region runs from base 60 to 3383 and encodes 1107 amino acids. Gene Ontology annotation, cellular component: motile cilium; extracellular exosome. The record is from RefSeq and is a predicted model, not a curated record. Gene Ontology annotation, biological process: cilium assembly; cilium movement. Lineage: Eukaryota; Metazoa; Arthropoda; Insecta; Coleoptera; Buprestidae. The transcript has 20 exons. Gene Ontology annotation, molecular function: protein binding.